This is a messenger RNA of Beta vulgaris subsp. vulgaris (sugar beet), 1413 nucleotides long. RefSeq names its product ubiquitin-like domain-containing CTD phosphatase. Gene Ontology annotation, molecular function: phosphoprotein phosphatase activity; protein binding. The transcript is spliced from 6 exons. Lineage: Eukaryota; Viridiplantae; Streptophyta; Magnoliopsida; Caryophyllales; Amaranthaceae. The record is from RefSeq and is a predicted model, not a curated record. The coding region runs from base 161 to 1156 and encodes 331 amino acids. Gene Ontology annotation, cellular component: nucleus.
AUUUCCAUAUUUUUUUUUUCUAAAACAGUGAUUGAAGCCUGGAAAACCUUUGACGAGAAACACUGAAAUUGUUAGGAUUAUUACUAGGGUGAAGGCAAAACUGUAGUGGCAGUGUAAAAAGCAGCGGGAAGAGAGAGAAAAAGAUAGAACCAAGAACGAAAUGGCAUCAACAUCGUUGAAUGAUGCGAUGGAAGAGGAGAUGACACUCACUGUGAAAUGGAGUGGCAAGGAAUACACUGUGAGAGUCUGCGGAGACGACACUGUUGGAGAGCUCAAGCGUCGCAUUUGCCAAGCCACUGAAGUUCUUCCCAAACGUCAGAAACUUCUUUACCCUAAAAUUAUGGGCCCUAAACUUUCCGAUGAUUCAACUCUUCUCUCUCUCCUCCCUCUCAAAUCUUCCGUCAAGAUGACUAUGAUCGGGACCGUUGAAGAUGAUAUAAUUAUUGAUCCAGUUGAAUCUCCAGAGGUUGUUGAUGAUUUUGAACUCGGACAAGAUGAAGCCGUUGACUUAAAAGAUAAAGAGGUUAACAAGCAGAAACUGAGGAGACGUGUGGAUCAAUACAAGAUUGAAGUAAGGAAUCCAUGCCGUAAAGGAAAAAAACUACUUGUUCUUGACAUUGAUUAUACUCUAUUUGAUCACCGUUCACCAGCCGAGAACCCUCUGCAGCUUAUGCGACCUUAUCUCCACGAAUUCCUUGCUGCUGCUUAUGCUGAGUAUGAUAUAAUGAUAUGGUCUGCAACCAGCAUGAAGUGGGUUGAACUAAAGAUGGGGCAGCUUGGAGUACUCAACAAUCCCAACUACAAAAUCACUGCUCUUUUAGACCAUUUAGCAAUGAUCACAGUUCAGUCAGAUUCACGUGGUGUAUUUGACUGCAAACCUCUGGGUUUAAUCUGGGCACAAUUUCCCAAGUAUUAUGAUUCAACGAACACCAUCAUGUUCGAUGAUCUUAGAAGAAAUUUCGUGAUGAACCCGCAGAAUGGAUUGACAAUCAGACCCUUCAGGAAAGCCCAUUCUAAUAGAGAGAAUGACAAGGAACUAGUAAAGCUUACACAGUAUUUGCUGUCCGCAGCAGAACUUGAUGACCUCAGUGUCCUUGACCACCGUAGUUGGGAAUCAUACAUUGAAGACAACUCUAAGAGGCGCCGUCGUGUAUGAUGGACCUUGUAAUGUAGCAAUGAAACUCAAGCUGUACUUUCAAGCGAAUAUUUGCAUGGAUUUUGUCAAAUUCUGAUAAAGCAUUAUCAAGUAAAAUUUUCUAGCAAUAUUGAUUAUAGUAUAUUGCCCUCCUGAAAGUUGGAGAAAGGUCGUUUAUUCCUAACCAGAUGGUUAGAAGUUAAAACUAUUGAUGUUGUUGGAUUAUAUAAUAUUUGAUUAUAUUAUGAAUGCCAAAAUUAUAGCAAUUUGACGAAUCA